AUGGAUUCGGUCGAGAAGCCAAAUAAAGAUCCGAUCAGGGAGCAAGCACCAAUACCGCGCCAUGGCGAGUCCUCGUCGUCUGGGGACGAGAUGACCAUAACACACAAUGAGCACCCACUGCAUGCCGAACAUGGUGUUCUCAUCGAUGAUUUGACACAUAUGAGAACGGUGGAAGAGGAGUAUGCUGCUCACCAUGAGUACCUCUGGCCACGCAUACGCCACCAUCUCCGAGAACCCUUCAUGGAAUUCAUGGGCACUUUCACUAUGAUUGUCUUUGGCGACGGCAGCGUUGCACAGGUGCUGCUGUCGGCAAAUCCCAAUCUGCCGGCAAGUUCUCAGAAUAAGGGUGACUAUCAAUCUAUCUCCUGGGGGUGGGGCAUUGGAGUCAUGUUAGGAAUCUAUGUCGCCGGUGGUGCUGGCGGGCAUUUGAACCCGGCAGUGACGAUGUGCAUGUGCAUAUACCGAAAAUUCCCCUGGAAGAAACUCAUCCCCUACGCUAUCGCCCAAGUCCUCGGCUGCUUCUGCGGCGCCGCCGUCAUCUACGGAAACUACAAAUCCGCCAUUGACGAGUUCGAGGGCGGAGCUGGAAUCCGUACUGUCCCAGGCUACAGCGAGACCGCGACCGCCGGCGUCUUCAAUACCUACCCUCAGCCUUUCCUCUCCAAGACGGGCCAGGUCUUCUCGGAGAUCAUCGCGAGCACGAUCCUGAUCUUCGUGAUCUUUGCACUCAAGGAUGAUGGGAAUUUGGGCGCGGGCGACAAAACGCCGCUGAUGCUGUUCUUCUUGAUCUUUGGUAUUGGUGCGACUUUGGGAUGGGAGACUGGAUACGCGAUCAACCUCGCCCGUGACUUCGGUCCACGACUGUUCACCUACUGCGUUGGCUACGGGCCAAACGUCUGGAAAGCAGGCGACUACUACUUCUGGGUUCCAAUGGUUUGCCCUUUCAUCGGCACAGCCUUCGGCGGAUUUUUGUACGAUUUGCUGAUUUUCACUGGCGAAUCACCGAUCAACACUCCCUGGAUCGGUGUGAAGCGGAUUGUACGACCCAACAGGAAGAGCCAGAAGACCGUUGCUGCUGGAAACCCGGUGAAGCAGGUCUGA
Messenger RNA from Cyphellophora attinorum, 1101 nucleotides. RefSeq lists its product as uncharacterized. The transcript has 4 exons. Gene Ontology annotation, molecular function: water channel activity; glycerol channel activity. Gene Ontology annotation, biological process: water transport; glycerol transmembrane transport. The record is from RefSeq and is a predicted model, not a curated record. NCBI's taxonomy places the organism in Eukaryota, Fungi, Ascomycota, Eurotiomycetes, Chaetothyriales, Cyphellophoraceae. Bases 1 to 1101 code for a protein of 366 amino acids. Gene Ontology annotation, cellular component: plasma membrane.